Messenger RNA from Gloeophyllum trabeum ATCC 11539, 1251 nucleotides. RefSeq lists its product as uncharacterized. Gene Ontology annotation, biological process: L-histidine biosynthetic process. Bases 1 to 1251 code for a protein of 416 amino acids. The transcript is spliced from 3 exons. The record is from RefSeq and is a predicted model, not a curated record. Lineage: Eukaryota; Fungi; Basidiomycota; Agaricomycetes; Gloeophyllales; Gloeophyllaceae. Gene Ontology annotation, molecular function: pyridoxal phosphate binding; L-histidinol-phosphate:2-oxoglutarate transaminase activity.
AUGCCCAUCCUCGGCCUCGACCCGUCGCUGUACCCGCGCCACCCGCCGCACUUUGACAUCGAGCAAGUCAUCCGGCCCAACAUCCUCGCCCUGCACCCCUACCGCUGCGCCCGCGAUGAUUAUUCCUCUGGCAUCCUGCUCGACGCCAACGAGAACGCCCUCGGCCACUCCAUCUCUCCGGAGGGCAACGGAAAUGCAACCACAGCAGAAAUCGACUCUACACUCGCCCUCGACCUGCACCGCUACCCCUCACCGACGCACGACGACAUCAAGUCCCGGAUCGCACUACUUCGGGGGCUGCCUGGUGCGAACCACGUCUUCCUAGGCGUAGGCAGCGACGAGGUCAUCGAUCUCCUGAUGCGCGUGUGCGCGCGGCCAGGCCAGGACAAAAUCCUGACCACGCCGCCGACGUACGGGAUGUACGGGGUGUGCGCGCAGGUGAACGACGUUGGUGUCGUGGAGGUGGACCUUGAGCUCAGCGGGGAGAAGGGCGAGGGGGGUGAGGAGGGGCGGUUUUCGGUCAGGGUGGACGAGGUAAAGAAAGCCGUCGCGGCGGACCCGAGCAUCAAGCUUAUCUUCCUCUGCUCGCCGGGCAACCCGACCGGCACCCUGCUCUCCCUUGCCUCCAUCCGCGCGAUCCUUGCAGACCCCGCUUUUAAGGGCAUCGUAGUCGUUGAUGAGGCCUACAUCGAUUUCGCACCCGAAGGGAGUAGUGCCGCCCAACUAGUAACGGAGUUCGCGAACCUAUGCGUCGUGCAGACGUUGUCCAAGAGCUUCGGGCUCGCAGCGAUCCGGCUCGGCAUCGCCCUCGCGCACCCCGCACUCAUCCAGAUCCUCAUGAACACCAAAGCGCCGUACAACAUCUCCAGCCCGACCGCGCACCUCGCCUCGCUCGCGCUCGCCCCCGCCUCCCUGCGGUCCAUGCGCGCCAAGGUCGACACCCUCGUCUCCUCGCGCCAGACCCUCCUCAGCGCCCUCCAUUCGCCCGCUUUGAAGACAUUGGGACUGGGCGAGGUCAUCGGUGGCAACGACGCGAACUUUGUGGUCGUGCGGGUGCUGGGCACGGACGGGCAGCCGGACAACGAGCGCGCGAAGCGGGUGUACAAGGCCCUGGCGGAGGAGGCGGGCGUGGUCGUUCGGUACCGCGGGAGCGAGAAGGGGUGUCAGGGCUGUUUGCGGAUCACGGUGGGCACGGAAGAGGAGAAUGACGUUUUACUGAAGAGGUUGGAGGAGACGCUUGCCAGGAUAUAG